Molecule: messenger RNA, 1691 nt
Organism: Dama dama (fallow deer)
Lineage: Eukaryota; Metazoa; Chordata; Mammalia; Artiodactyla; Cervidae
Gene: HTR3A
Product: 5-hydroxytryptamine receptor 3A
Exons: 8
Coding region: 112-1674 (520 amino acids)
Biological process (GO): nervous system process; signal transduction; regulation of membrane potential
Cellular component (GO): neuron projection; synapse; postsynaptic membrane
Molecular function (GO): neurotransmitter receptor activity; extracellular ligand-gated monoatomic ion channel activity; transmembrane signaling receptor activity
Source: RefSeq, a predicted model, not a curated record
AGGCUGCAGCCUCAGGAGGUGCGGGAGGCUGGCUGACAUGAGGCUGCUGGAGCGCGGGCAGGCUGGUCCUCCGCAGCGCUCACCCUGAAGGCCGCUCCGAGAGAAGCGACGAUGCUGCCCUGGGUGCCGCGGGCGCUGCUCGGCUUGCUUCUGCCCACGCUGCUGGCACCACGGGGAGAAGCCAAGCACAGAGGGGACCCCCAGCCCCCCAACGCCUCCAGGCCGGCUCUUCUGCGGCUGUCAGAUCACCUGCUGGCCAACUACAAGAAGGGCGUGCGGCCCGUGCGGGACUGGAGGACGCCGACCACCGUGUCCAUCGAUGUCAUCCUCUACGCCAUCCUCAGCGUGGAUGAGAAGAAUCAGGUCCUGACCACCUACAUCUGGUAUCGGCAGUACUGGACUGAUGAGUUUCUCCAGUGGAACCCCGAGGACUUUGACAACAUCACCAAAUUGUCCAUCCCCACAGACAGCAUCUGGGUCCCAGACAUCCUUAUCAAUGAGUUUGUGGACGUGGGGAAGUCUCCAAACAUCCCGUAUGUGUAUGUCCGGCAUCACGGUGAGGUCCAGAACUACAAGCCCCUCCAGGUGAUGACCGCCUGUAGCCUGGACAUCUACAACUUCCCCUUCGACGUACAGAACUGCUCGCUGACCUUCACCAGCUGGCUGCACAACAUCCAGGACAUCAACAUCUCCCUGUGGCGCCUGCCCGAAAAGGUGAAGUUCGACAGGAGCGUCUUCAUGAACCAGGGCGAGUGGGAGCUGCUGGGGGUGCUGACCCAGUUUCAGGAGUUCAGCAUAGAGAGCAGCGACAGCUACGCAGAGAUGAAGUUCUAUGUCGUUAUCCGCCGACGGCCCCUCUUCUAUGCAGUCAGCCUGCUUCUGCCCAGUAUCUUCCUCAUGGUCGUGGACAUCGUGGGCUUCUACCUGCCUCCGGACAGUGGCGAGAGAGUUUCCUUCAAGAUCACGCUCCUCCUGGGCUAUUCGGUCUUCCUGAUCAUCGUGUCCGACACGCUGCCGGCCACGGCCAUCGGCACGCCCCUCAUCGGUAAGGCCAGCUCCCUGGGAGGAGCUCCCUGGGGCCGAGGGACCGGUGCCUCUCCUUCUCCUACCUCCCCUGUGUGUCUCCCGCCCGGCCCCGUCCCGGGGAGCACAGGUGUCUACUUCGUCGUCUGCAUGGCUCUCCUGGUGAUCAGCUUGGCCGAGACGAUCCUCAUCGUGCGGCUGGUACACAAACAGGAUCUGCAGCAGCCCGUGCCGGCCUGGCUGCGCCACCUGGUUCUUGAGAGAGUCGCCCUGCUCCUCUGCCUAGGGGAGCAGUCGACUCCCCGGAGGCCCCCGGCCACCUCCCAAGCCGCCAAGACCGAUGACUGCUCAGACAUGGGAAACCACUGCAGCCAUCUGGGGGGACCCCGGGACUUGGAGAAGACCCCAAGGGGCAGAGGCAGCCCUCCCCCGCCACCUCGGGAGGCCUCCCUGGCAGUGCGCGGGCUGCUGCAGGAGCUGACCUCCAUCCGGCACUUCCUGGAAAAGAGGGAGGGGAGUCGGGAGGUGGCCCGGGACUGGCUGCGUGUGGGCUCCGUGCUGGACCGGCUGCUCUUCCGCAUCUACCUGUUGGCGGUGCUGGCCUACAGCAUCACCCUGGUCACACUCUGGUCCAUUUGGCAGUAUUCCUGAGCGGGUCCAGCCCAGCG